CUCAAAGAAAAAUGGAAAAUAAUGAAGUAUUUCCAGUUGAGAUUGGCGAUAAUUGCGAGUUGCCGCUUGCUGAAUUUUAUAUUCCUCGAUGUUAUGAAGAUGAUUUGUCUGCCGUCCUCAUUGAAUAUCCAGCCAUACAAAAUAGAAUACAUGGAAUGGCAGUUGAGAUUAACUCUCGGAUUGGGGAUAAGCCACUAGUUAUGAUUUGCGUGUUGAAAGGCUCUUUUCGAUUUUUCUCUGAUUUAUUACAAAAAUUGUCGGAUGUUCGUUCUAAUUGUGGUUGGCCUAUUCGGAUUGAAUUUAUUCGUGCACGUAGUUAUAUUGACCAAAAAUCGACUGGAAAUGUUUUUAUUGAAGAAUUAAACAACUUAUUGUUAGAUGAAAGUCUUAAAGGAGCACAAGUUGUUUUGGUAGAUGAUAUAAUCGACACAGGCUUAACAAUUUCAAAAUUAACAGAAAAAUUGAAAGAAAAUGUGGGGCCUGAAGGACGUAUUUGGACUGCAAUCUUAAUAUCAAAAAGAACAACUCUAGUCAAAGAAGAUUCAAUUUUUGGAGAUUUUGUUGGAUUUAGUGUUCCUGACAAAUUUAUUGUUGGAUAUGGAAUGGAUUACAACGAAAUGUUUCGUGAUUUACCACACAUUUGUAUUAUGAAUUCUAAUGGUAUUGAAAAAUAUCGGAAGAAAGGAAAUUGUGAAAAUUAAUUUUAAAAAACUAAUUAAUUACAGUAGAACCUUAAUUUUAGAUUGGUUAGUUGAAAUUUAGUUGACCACUGGAUAUAGGGCAGGGAUGGGUCGUUAUAGGAAACUCAAGACUUUCCAAGCCAAAAUCUGACCCGAUUUUUUCUUAACUUUACUCAUCACGUGUUUGGGGGCUACCUAGGUUAAAUUUCCUUUAUUUGAGAUAUAUUUCAUUAUAACUAGGGUUGCGUUUUCGUUCCGGGCCGACGGUCGAGGCACUUUUUUCGGGCUUGUUUUUAUUUAGCCGGGCCAUACGAGUAGUUUUCGGGCCAAAUUUCUUAGGCCCGACUCCAUCUUUCGGUCCGAAUCGGUCCAUUUUGGCAACCCUAAUUAUAAGCUACAUAAAUUUUUCG
This is a messenger RNA of Meloidogyne enterolobii, 1090 nucleotides long. The record is from the annotation of a GenBank genome assembly. NCBI's taxonomy places the organism in Eukaryota, Metazoa, Nematoda, Chromadorea, Rhabditida, Meloidogynidae.